UGUAACAAGACGACAAGUGAGAAUGACUGAAUGGGACCCUGUCAUGCCAAGCUCAAUCACUGAAAAUGAAUGAUGCAGUGAAUAAUUAUAUACCAUUUCCGGGUACAAAAAGUAUCCGAUUCUAAGAAAUUUGCGUCGCAAAUUUGGCCAGAUAUGAUGAGGAGGGGACAGUGUGGCCAGAAUGGAUGACCUAAGGUGGCGUUCUGGUUGGAUUCUGCUGGUGGUUUUGGUCCACAAUGGGGUUAAUUUGGCCGAAUGCCGUCCGGUCGAAUCGAAGGAAGGCGACUCGUUUGCGUCGGCGGGUUUGUUGACAAAAGACACGAAAUUGACGCACAACUUGGUGUUGGGGUUACUGGUUACCGCAGCUACCCUCAUCAGUCUCAUGAUUGCGCUGAUGCUGUGCGCGUGCGACAGCAUGCCAGAAAGGAAUGAUCAAAUAGAAGUUGCCACUGACAAUGGCGAAGUCGCAGUAGUGGACGAUGGAGUACCGGCGAGUCCGUCUCCAGACGCCCUUACGGCUCCAGUCCCAGACCCCGCACUAGCAGUCCCAGCCGACAGUGCUCCCAAGAUGCGCACGGCAUCCGCUUCCUCCAACAACCCCGGCCACUCCGACGACCCCCUCAUCCGUUGCUCCACCAUCGACCGCCGGCUCCCCGAGCUGCCCCCUACCCCUAUGCCGCCGGUCACGCCCACAAAUGAAGAUGAGGAGGAUGAUUAUAACCGGACUUAUGACGUCAUUGGAGAGACGAAAACCAACGCCGGUGCGACGAAAGAUGACAAGAAGCAGGAAAGCUUUCCCGAGGACGAAGUCGAAGACGAGCAGUAUGCCUCGGUGAGCGACAGUGCUGCCGGGAAGCAGAACCGCGGGGUCAAAGCGGAACCCACGGCAGAUGCCGACUACAACAGCAUCAGUGUCACGAACAGUGGCGUUGGGAAUGCAGAGGAAGGCGACGAGCCUUACGCUGUUGUGGUGGUGCCCGGUGCGGAGGCCAAAGAUGUGGAGAACGCAAACUACGCCAGCGUCGGUACUGACAAAGAGGAGAAGGAAGGCUACUCGCGGCUGCGCAGCAUCCAGAAGCGCACCAGAGAGGAGUCGCCAGAGGGCGGGGAGAAGAAUGGCUACGCCCGCCUGCGAGACAUCGCCGUGGACGGUUCUACUGCAAGCGGAGCUGUGGGCGGGGCCAUGGGUGGGGCCAUGGGUGGGGCCGUGGUUAAAGAGGAGGAUGAAGAGGUGCCGCCUGUGCCGUAUAAACCACCUGACCUCCAGAAUGAGGAUGAAGAAAACUCACCGAUUCCAAGGACUCCCAGUGUGGGAACUGCAGCUGGUGCUACUGUGAAUGGUAUCACUGUUAACAUUGAUGGAAAUGCACCAGCAACAAAGAAGAAAGAACCGCCAUACACACAGGUGUCGGCCAGGGAGAGUUUGGAGGUGGUCCGAGCACGGCAACAGGCUGAGCAGAGCGCCCGCCAGGCCGCCCAUUACCAAACCAUUGAAGAAGACCAGAACCUAGACGCCGACCAUGACGGCAUCUAUGAACCUGUGGAUGACCAACAGCUGGACGGCCAGAUGGUGUUGUCUCCACCUCCCCUGCCUGGGGAUAGACAGGGGACCACCAACGGACCCUCAGCCAGCAACAACUGGCAGAUGACGAGGGCUCCCCGUGUCUACGAAGAAAUCACCGACGAGACUAGGCCCAGGCCGCCCAACAUGCUGGCAGCUGCUGCAAACGCACAAGCAGAAAAUGAUGACGACAUUGAACCCUAUGCUGUCACGGAGAAGCGACCCAACCCAGCCGACAUUCCCACGUACUCAGUCGUGGACAAGAAAUCUAAAGUCCACUACGCAAAAGUCAACAAGGCCGCCACGAACCCGGAUCAAGCCAACAACAACGCAAGGACAGAAGUCAGGUCACCAGACCCCGGGUCGUCGUCUCCAGUGCCAACGGACGAGGCAGGCCUGCCGCUGUAUGCCGUGGUGGAGAAGAAGGGUAGAAGUAAAGAGUCCGAGACGAAGGAGGACGCAGCGGAGUAUGCGUGGGACGACCUGACAGCAUCUACGAAGCCCCAGGAGGACGCGUACCAAGCGGUGGAGGAUAACUACCAAACUGUGGGCGACAUGCCAGGGACUAACGGUGACUUAAGUGCCGCGGCCGUCGCUGGCGGUAUGGUCCAUGUCAGCCAGCGCGAUCCCCCCAACGACCUCUGGACCAAGAAGGAGCACAUGUACAUUGACGUGGAGACCAACCAACCGAGCACGCCGCCGGCUGGAGCCGAGCAGAGGUCCCCGGCCGGCCCACGGACCAACCACAGCUACGAGUCGGUGGAGGUGGUCCCCAAGCCCGCCAAUAAAAAGGAGAAGCAGAAACAGGCCAAGAAGGAAGCCAAGCAGGCCAAGAAGGAAGCCAAACGGGAGAGGAAACACUCAAAGGGGUCCAAGGGGGCUAAGGAGAAGGACAAGGAAGGCGAAGCCAAAGGAGCUGCGGGCGAAGACACAGUCUGGCAGCGACAAGAAUCACCCGAGGCUAACGGCAACAGCAACAACAACACCGAUCCGUCUGACGACUACGAAAACGUGGCUUUCCCUCUUCAAGAGACCAGGCUUUAGAGGUUCUACUCAAGGCAGAUCCUCAAUUUUGUCCCCCUGUCCGCAUCUUUCACCAUAGGGCUGAUUCACACUCAACAUGGUAAUGGUUUCUGCGUAGGGAAACAAAUUCUGCAUUUUGACCAUUCAAGGCAUGGGUGUGCAUGGCGUUGCAGAGCUUGGCCUUGAUGUUGCCCUGUAAACCUUUAAUUAGUUUGCGUAAAAAAAACUGGCAUGGUUUUCCGCCCCUGUGUAAAUGUAUCCUACCUUGCAAGUAUGCUCACUUCUGUGUAUUAAAGUUGGCCCUCGUAAUUAUGUUACAUCUCUUCGACAGUUUGAACGUCUUGCCAAAUUCCUCUCUGAGAAAAACCCUCUUGUGGGACACCACAAUGUUGUGGACAAAAUCUGCGGUGUUCAAUAGUCAAAUCUCUGUGUUUGAAAGUACAUGCCGUUGGUUUUUUAAUUUUAUUUUUUAAAGUAAAUCAUUCAUAACAAAAUCCUGGAAUAAGGUUUUUUUUUAAACUAAUGUGGAACUAGCCAGAGGUUCUGUAGUUGAGAGCCAAAAUCAAUGCCAUUUCAUUAUUUUUAAAUGUUAAAAAAAAUCUCAACAGAAUUUGUUUCAAAAAUAUUUUUGGAACGAUACGUUCUCUUGAAAAAAAUUUUCAGUACAGCUAUUUUACAGAACUGUCUGGGCACAGAGUAUGGCCAACUCACAGUUUUCAUAAUUUUUUUGGCCAUAACCAGUAAGUUUGUGAGAACAAAACAAAAGCAGAGCUGCCAAUGCUCCCUGAUUCUGCAGAAAGUUCCCUGAAAAUAAACUAAUCUUUCCAUGUUCUGAUGAACAAAUUUGAAAAUCUCCCUGAUUAUGGAAACUUUUUCCCUAUUAUGC
Messenger RNA from Patiria miniata (bat star), 3470 nucleotides. RefSeq lists its product as uncharacterized. NCBI's taxonomy places the organism in Eukaryota, Metazoa, Echinodermata, Asteroidea, Valvatida, Asterinidae. Bases 182 to 2605 code for a protein of 807 amino acids. The transcript is spliced from 8 exons. The record is from RefSeq and is a predicted model, not a curated record.